Messenger RNA from Teleopsis dalmanni, 1270 nucleotides. RefSeq lists its product as uncharacterized. The coding region runs from base 202 to 759 and encodes 185 amino acids. The record is from RefSeq and is a predicted model, not a curated record. The transcript has 2 exons. NCBI's taxonomy places the organism in Eukaryota, Metazoa, Arthropoda, Insecta, Diptera, Diopsidae.
UUACUUGUGAAUUAAGUUUUUACUGAAAUCAUAAUAUAUUUUUUCGACUCUACACAACUUCAAAAUUCAGCUGGUCUAUGUAAUGUACUAAAAAUCUUAUGUUAUUGAAAAAUUUGGGAUUUCGCACAAAAAUUAAAAACGGAAGUCCCCAAAAUCUACAGUCAUUUUUAAAAUUUUAAUAUUCAAAACAAACGUACGGAAAUGAGUCUUCACGUCACCUAUGACGAUAACGAAAUUAAUGAAUCUGCAGAGAAUCAAAAUCUACCGUUUUUUGUAGGCAGAAAUAUUGGCGGAAAACAGUCCUUUGAUUGCCCCUCAACUAAUGGCCACGUUAUAAAAACAAGACAAAAGUUUGUCAAUUUGGAAAAAAUGGCGGCAAAUUCAAAUCCAGUGGUCCAUUCAGUUAAACCUGAUCUGUUAGCAUUAAAACCUGGCAAGGUUACACACAUGCGUGCCCAUUUCAGUUCCAUUAACAACAGUGAAAUCACUUUUCCUCGAGAAUUUGAUUUCAAGGAGACGCGAAAUAAAAUAAAAAGUUUGUUGCACAGUCACUCUGAUGAAAGCCUUCCAAGAAAUGGUAUGGUACAACAGUUGGUUCGAAAUCUGGAAUGCAAUAUUAGGACUCCAGUAUUAGAAGGAAACCCACAUGACAUGUGCAUAAACCGAUCACAUGCAUGCGAUAAUGAGUCAACCGAAACUACGGAUGAUCUUGAAAUAAGGCAGUAUAACUGUUUAUGCGAGGGUAAGAAAACUCAGUGAGGACCCAGUUUGUGUCAAGAAAAAGACGAAUUUAUUUAACAAAUACGUUUAACAUCAACACUAGAAGUCCCAAGACUAAUAAAACUAAGAUAUGAAGUCUCUGGAGAAGUCGUGACACAGAUACGACAACACUCGAUGUUGUUUACUAAUAACAAUGAACUUAUCGGAACUCGUCACGUCCUUGUCUUAUUUUGUACAAACCCGUGAAUAUUUUGAACAUAAAAUAUAUCACAUGCCAACUAAAAUAUUUAACAAAUCCGUUUAGGAUCAAGACUAGAAAUUCCAAGGCUAAUAAAACUAAGAUAUAACGUCUCUGGUAUCAACUAUUACACCUAAAGUAAAUCAUCUACAUACUAUAAAUACGAAGAGGUCGUAACAUAACACAGAUACGAAAACACUCGGUGGUAUUUAUUAAUAACAAUGAACUUAUCGGAACUCGUCACGUCCUAGUCUUAUUUUGUACUAACCCGCGAAUAUUUUAAACCUGAAAUACAUUACACGCCAGCUAAAA